Messenger RNA from Cavia porcellus (domestic guinea pig), 2823 nucleotides. RefSeq names its product aconitate decarboxylase 1 (gene Acod1). The record is from RefSeq and is a predicted model, not a curated record. Gene Ontology annotation, biological process: defense response. Bases 230 to 1675 code for a protein of 481 amino acids. Gene Ontology annotation, cellular component: mitochondrion. Gene Ontology annotation, molecular function: aconitate decarboxylase activity. The transcript is spliced from 6 exons. Lineage: Eukaryota; Metazoa; Chordata; Mammalia; Rodentia; Caviidae.
CAGAGGCAUUGAAAUUGUAGGAAAUUCCUGACCUAGAACAAAGUGAAAGAGAAAGAGCCUAGGAAAAAGAAAGUAUAUAAAGGCAGUAGCCCACUGGCAAAUCACUCCUGCAAUUCACUCCUGAGCCAAACUCUUCUUUAGAACAACGUGAUGCUCAAGCUCCUCCCUUGGAGUUCUGCUUCCUGGUGACCAAGAAAUUCACAGCUUUCCUCUGCCAGACCCUUCCACCAUGACUUCCUGCCUUAAAGCCAGCCAACUGUUGACUAAAACUUCUGUCACAGAAAGCUUUGCCAACAUCAUCCAUGGCUUGAAAGUAGGACACUUAACAGAUCGCGUCAUUCAGAGGAGCAAGAGGAUGAUUUUGGAUACUCUGGGUGUUGGAUUCCUUGGAACUAGCACAGAAGUGUUUCACAAAGUCAGCCAAUAUAGUAAAAUCUACAAUUCCAAUACAUCCAGCACGGUUUGGGGUCAGCAAGACUUCAAACUCCCACCAUCGUAUGCUGCAUUUGUUAAUGGUGUGGCUAUUCACUCAAUGGAUUUUGAUGACACGUGGCACCCUGCAACCCACCCUUCUGGGGCUAUCCUUCCUGCCCUCACAGCUUUAUCAGAAGCCCUACCUCAGAGCGCAAAAUUUUCUGGCCUUGACCUGCUGCUGGCUUUCAAUGUUGGCAUCGAAGUACAAGGCCGAUUAAUGCACUUCUCCAAGGAAGCCAGUGACAUCCCAAAGAGGUUCCAUCCUCCCUCGGUGGUAGGAACUUUGGGUAGUGCUGCUGCUGCAUCCAAGUUAUUAGGGCUCAGCUUGGCAGAGUGCCAACAAGCCCUGGCCAUUGCUGCUUCUUUUUCUGGGGCACCCAUGGCAAAUGCUGCUACUCAGACCAAGCCCCUUCAUAUUGGCAAUGCUGCCAGGCAUGGAACAGAAGCUGCUUUUCUGGCAAUGCUAGGACUCCAAGGAAACAAGCGCAUCCUGGACCUGGCAACGGGAUUUGGGGCCUUUUACACCAACUAUUCCCCAAAAGUCCUUCCAAGUCUGGAUUCCCACAGUUGGCUGCUGGACGAGCAGGAUGUAGCCUUCAAGCGUUUCCCUGCACAUCUGGCUACCCACUGGGUGGCAGAGGCAGCUGCAUCAGUAAGACAGCAUCUUGUGCUUUCAGAUGGAACCCUGCUUCCUGCUGACCACAUUGGGAAAAUUGUGCUCAGGGUUCCAGAGGUCCAGUAUGUAAACAGACCCUUCCCAGACUCAGAGCAUGAAGCCCGCCAUUCCUUCCAGUAUGUGGCCUGCACUGUGCUGCUUGAUGGAGAUAUCACUGUCCAGUCAUUCCACAAAGACCAGGUCAGUAGGCCACAGGUGACAGAGUUGCUCAAGAAGGUGAAGCUAGAGCAUCCUUCUGACAACCUCCCAAACUUCGACACACUGUACUGCGAUGUCAGUGUCACCCUCAAGAAUGGAGCUACAUUCACUGAGCACUGCAGUACCUUUUACGGUCACUGGAGGAAUCCACUGAACCAGGAGGACCUAAAGAAAAAGUUCAGGGCUAAUGCCACCAGGGUGCUGCCCCCCAACAAACUGGAAAGUCUUAUAAAGACAGUGGAAAAGCUAGAAGAUUUAGAAGACUGUAGUGCGUUGACCACACUUUUAAACGGAUCAGAGGAGAUUUCAAUAUCAUCUAGUGUGUAAUCACUCUAUUACACAGUCUCUGCCCAGGCUCACGAGCAUCCGAUCCACUUUGCUUCUGGGCAGAUUCAAUAAUUUGCUUUAUAAAGCAAGAGCCUGCUGCUUGGUCUGCUCAGGAAUAAAUGAAGAAAGAGUCCAGAAUAGUUAUAUAUAUUUUUUCCAAGAAUUUUUGUGGGACUAUUCAAAUUACUUUAAAAAUAAUAAUUAAUAAACAGAAAAAUAUUUUUACAAACAUUCCAAAGUGUAAAGUCAAAGUCAACUGCAAUUUGCUAGAAGAGACAUCUUCUCAGAAUUAUUUAUGAGCUCCAGAGGAAGACGAGCCUGCAUGCUGCGGGCUGACAGUGGAACAAGGCUCUGGUCUGAUGUGCAUGACAGAGCUGUUAGAUGAGGGCUCGUUCCCCAGCACUCCACUGUACAAGGGUGCUUCUAGGGGAUCACUGGGUUCAAGUCACAUUUCUGCUACCUCCUUCAUAUGGCUUAACUUUCUGUAUUUGUUGAACAAAAAGAAAACGCAGUCUGAAGAUAAAAGUAGUUUGGCUCUAGAAUCCAUGGUCUUAAGCUUCACACUAUUUUAUCUUUUUGUGAAAAAGCAUUUUUGAGAAAAAUGUUGCCAGUGAAAAGUCAGAGAUGCAAUAAAGGAUGAAAAGGAGGGAUAGGUAAAUAUGUGAAUGAUUUCUAUAACUACAUAAAGUAAUAAAAACGUCAUCUGGAGUUUUAAAGUGCAAAAGUAUCAAUCAGUGUGUUCUAAAUUCCUGGUGGUGUUCAAGAAAAGAGCAAAGCCCCUAACUCAAGGUAUGGAUCUCAAAGAAAGCAUGUUAAAAUUUCUAGGGUAAAUUUGAAAAGUACAGAAGCUUUUAUAAAUUCCAGGAAACAGGAGGAGGAAAUAGAACUGGAAAAAAUAAUACAUAGGGAAAAAAGGAGAAAGGAAAAAAUAUUAAAAAGAUAUCACAUACGGAAAACACCAUAAGUACCCGGGAUAUAGCUCAGUGGAACAGCACCUGCCUGGCAAGCACAAGGCCCUGAGUUUGGUACCAGAAAAAAAAAGAAAAGAAAAGAAAGAAAGAAAAAGAAAACAUCAUAAAGAUUGGUAGAAAUUCAAGUAUAUUUGUAGUUACAAAAAGAAUAAAUGGGCUAAAUGCCCGAGUAAAUAA